AUGAUUGAAGACGACAUCUACCGUGCCUCAUCUCAAUACCGCCUGUGGUCUUACACCGAGACAUCUCUUCAGACUCUCAGAGCCACGACAAAUGCUGUUGCCAGCGAGCGUGUGCGCGCGGCUUUGCGCAGAUCGCGCGAAACCCAUCAGUCAGCUACAUCAUCUGCGGCUGGAACACCGCAGCCAGAAAGCAACGUAGACAACAAGAACAAAAUUGAGAAGAAUAUUGAAUGCUUGACUCCGGAAGAGGAACUCGUCCUCGUGCGGUAUUACUGUGAGAAGACGCUAGAGUUGGGAGAAACCUACAAGCCUCCAAUGCCAACAAUGGUCCGGGCCACUGCGAUUCAAUACCUUCGUCGUUUCUACUUAACCAAUUCACCCAUGACAUACCACCCCAAGUCGAUCAUGGCGUGUGCGCUCUUUGUCGCGACCAAAACCGAUAACUACUAUAUGUCUCUUCGCCAAUUUGCAGAUGGAAUUCCCGGCGAUACAACGACAGAGGACGUCAUCGCACCUGAGUUCCUUCUUAUGCAGGGACUCCGUUUCACCUUUGAUGUACGGCAUCCAUUCCGGGGACUCGAAGGCGGCGUCAUGGAACUCCAAGCCAUCGCACAAGGCCAAGGCCAGCCAGCCCCCCAUCUACCACACGAGACCGCUGAAGAUCUUCAACAAGGAUUGUUGUCCAUUGCACCCCCUCCCGUCCCAUCGUCCUCGAUGUCAGAUCGGAUUGCUCGUGCUCACGGCACAACUCGCGAACUGCUCAAGUCUGCCGCACAAAUGACAGACGCUUACUUCUUGUACACUCCCUCCCAAAUCUGGCUUUCUGCCUUUUUAAUAGCGGAUCGUCCCCUGGCUGAAUUCCUUCUUGAUGUCAAACUUGGUGGACCUGUCACAGCGACAAUUCCUCCUCCGGAGCUCGACGCAAACGGCCUUGUGAAUCCUCUAUAUGAAAUUCGCUCCAAACUGCACCGCGUGUUGACUGAAUGUUCUGCCCUACUCCAAUCCUACACACCCCUCUCCUCUGACCCCGCGCAAAUGAAGAACCUCAAGCGCAUUGCAAAGAAAUUAUAUCACUGCCAGAACCCCGAGAAGGUGAACCUGGCCCAGAAAAGGGACUCCACACAGCCGUCGACUGCCGUCCAAAGCGAUGCGGGAGUGGCCACCUCUGAGAGCGAAACUGAACGUCUAGCGAAGAAGCGCAAGUUAGAACAGGAGCAGCAGGCCCGUCAGAGUGAUGAUGUCUUCGGUCCUGAGCUGGUCACCCAGCGCACCAAGCAGUAA
This is a messenger RNA of Penicillium paradoxum, 1281 nucleotides long. RefSeq names its product TFIIH complex kinase subunit CCL1. Gene Ontology annotation, cellular component: transcription factor TFIIK complex; nucleus. Gene Ontology annotation, molecular function: cyclin-dependent protein serine/threonine kinase regulator activity. NCBI's taxonomy places the organism in Eukaryota, Fungi, Ascomycota, Eurotiomycetes, Eurotiales, Aspergillaceae. The coding region runs from base 1 to 1281 and encodes 426 amino acids. The transcript has 2 exons. Gene Ontology annotation, biological process: regulation of transcription by RNA polymerase II; regulation of cyclin-dependent protein serine/threonine kinase activity. The record is from RefSeq and is a predicted model, not a curated record.